Scutellospora calospora is the source of this 216-nucleotide messenger RNA. Lineage: Eukaryota; Fungi; Glomeromycota; Glomeromycetes; Diversisporales; Gigasporaceae. The record is from the annotation of a GenBank genome assembly.
AAAGAAAUGCAAAAACACAAAGCGAAGUUGGGUAUUGUUAUGAUUUUGGAAAAGGUACUAUUGAAGAUAGAGAAAAGGCUUUAAUGUGGUAUAUGAAAUCAGCAGAAAAUAGAAACUUUCUUGGUUACAAUAAUCUUGGUUGUUUUUAUCGUAAUGUCAUGGUAAAAAAUAAAAGGCUGGCUUUUGAAUACUGGUACCUCAUAAAAUCUGCUGAAG